GCAGAUCCUGGAACGGCAGUCCACUCACGUUCUUACCUGACCGACCAGUCCUGAACAGUAAGCCUGUAAAGAUGAUCAAAGCAGCAUUAUCGGUACUCUUGGUCCUGGUGGCCGUGUCCUCCUCCUUCGGGAAAUACACCCCCAAGACCGGCAAAAGGGUCCCUCAGACUCUGGCCAGAGGUUGGGGUGAUCAGCUGAUCUGGGCUCAGACAUACGAAGAGGCUCUCUACUGGUCCAGGUCAAGAAACAAGCCUCUGAUGGUCAUCUUUCACCUUGAGGACUGCCCACACAGCCAGGCACUGAAGAAGGUUUUUUCUGAAGACAACAAGAUUCAGAAAACUCUUGAUGAGGAUUUCAUUGUCCUCAAUCUGGUGUAUGAAACCACAGACAAACAUCUCUCUCCUGAUGGGCAGUACGUUCCCAGGAUCAUAUUUGUCGACCCCUCAAUGACGGUGAGGGCCGACGUCAAUGGUCGCUACUCCAACCGCAUGUAUGCCUAUGAACCCAGUGACAUAAACCUCUUGUUGAACAACAUGGCCAAGGCCAAGAAGCUCCUGAAGUCUGAGCUGUGAGGGUGAGACAUUCGGUCCACUCCAGAGUUUAUUGUUGCCACAGAUGCCAGCAACAUGCUGUCACUAUAGUUUACACCUGGAAAACUAAGCACUGGAAAGUUUCUUCUCUUCACCUACAUUUGAGAUGUUUCCUUAUUGAAUUUCCUUUCUACCUUUGUUAUUAUUGCUGCACACCCAGAAUGUCUUUUGAAUAAAUAUGGAACUGUUCAUACAAGAUGGAUAGUCUGCCUAUUUGCCAACAGAUUGUGGGGGAAGUAUAAAACUUAGAAGAAGACAUGAAUAAUAAAUACACAAAAACAAUCUUAUUAUUAUUAUUGAAACUGAAAGAACUACUGUUACUACUAUUACUAUUGUUAGUGCAACUACAUAUUUCUACUAACAAACAUCAGACAGAUAAUCUGUGAAAAAAUCAGGUUCCUGCUGGUGGUUUUAAAAUCCUGAUAAUUGUUGGAACUUUUUAUACAAUUCUCUGUCUGUAAUAUGUAUUAAUUUUUUAUUUUUAACAAUCAAACAUCAUUAAUAGGGUUCUUCUUGGACAAAUUCUGUUUUCUUCUCCCUGAUGUUUCGCCAUUGUUCUAUUAGCUAUUUGGUUGUUGCAGGGUAAGGCUUUUUAUCAGAGAGUGAAAAAUAAAAAUGUAAUAUAGUUUUCUUCACA
Messenger RNA from Morone saxatilis (striped sea-bass), 1227 nucleotides. RefSeq names its product anterior gradient 2 (gene agr2). The record is from RefSeq and is a predicted model, not a curated record. Gene Ontology annotation, cellular component: endoplasmic reticulum. NCBI's taxonomy places the organism in Eukaryota, Metazoa, Chordata, Actinopteri, Moronidae. Bases 72 to 572 code for a protein of 166 amino acids. The transcript has 8 exons.